Molecule: messenger RNA, 1488 nt
Organism: Naegleria lovaniensis
Lineage: Eukaryota; Heterolobosea; Eutetramitea; Acrasida; Naegleriidae
Exons: 1
Coding region: 1-1488 (495 amino acids)
Cellular component (GO): membrane
Molecular function (GO): transmembrane transporter activity
Source: RefSeq, a predicted model, not a curated record
AUGGAUGAUGAUGCAUGUUCCUUUCAACGUCAUUCACAGGAUGAAGAACACCAUACUCAUCAUUUCUAUCAGGCACAUUGGUAUUCCACAUCUCCCCAAGCUAUUUGGAAACACAUGACAGAUGCUGGAACGACCUUGUUGCCUCACAUACUUCUCACCUCGAAUUUGAUUUUAUUUGCAGGAUUUUUCUUAUUGUCACCACACGCCAUGAAAAUAUUACGACCGAUUAUUUUCGGAGUGUUUCGAAUUGCAAUCAUGAUUGUUUGUAUGCUUCCCUUAAUGCUCUAUUUCGAUAGAAAAUAUUCAUUUAGGAGUGAAAAGAGUUUAAGAAGGAGAAGAGAAGCCUAUUUAUCGACUCUAUCAGCAACCAAAGAGUCCUGUAAUUUUGUCAUUUACGUAUGCUACUCGCUGUGGUAUUAUUUAUUUUACACAAAAUUCUUUGACUCCAUUUUGAGGAAACUACCAAAGAAAAAGCAAGCGAAAAUCUUGGCCUUGUGUGGAUUUAUCAUUAUCAUGAAUCAAAUUACAUUUCUCUCUGGAUAUUAUCUCACGAAUGCAACUGUGAGCGGAAGCAUGUCACCCCUCACAGCCGUUAUUACGUGCUCUCUUUCAAUGCUCAUUGGAAAUGAACCAAAAUCAUGGCUCAAAUUGUUUGGAGUUGUCACCUCGGUGUGUGGAGCUAUAGCAAUGGUGCUCACCACUGCUCUUCUCAAACAACAUUCAUUUAGUGCCAUCUAUUCAGAGAUUACAUCCGAAGAUCCAUUGCAUCAUUAUUGGAAUCCGUAUCAUCCUGGAGCAUUUUCACAAUCGUCCACAUCAAGCGUGACAUUUGUAUUGGGAGUUUUUUGUCUCAUGUUGAGCACUUUGGCAAAUUCUCUCUACUUGCUCUUACAAAAGAAAUUAUUGAACAAGGGAGUCCCUCCAAUUUCAGUCACAUUUUGGUCCUUCUUUUUUGGUUAUGGAAUUUUGGUCAUUGUUGGAUUCUUUUUCUUACCUAUUAGUUGGAGACGAAUUGAUUGGAUGUCCAUUCUUGGAUUAUUCUAUGCUGGAUGUCCUUUUGGAGCUUUUCAAUUUGUUUUUCAAACUAAAGCCAGUUCCAUGACCACUCCAACAAUGGUUGGAAUUUACUCAACCAUGUCACCCAUGGUUGGUCUUGUCACAGGAUUAGCAUUCCUCGGAGAAAAAACCUCUCCAUUUGUAUUAUUUGGAGGAAGUUUCAUUAUUAUUGGAGUUGUGUUUGUAUUAUUUGCAAGAUGGAGAGAAACUCAUACCAAACAGCAAAAACUCUUUUCAUUGGAGCCAAAUGGUAACAUCACCAUGAAACAAGAUGGUAGCAAUAUGGUGAGCGUAAGCAGUGGAGAAUCAUUGUCAUCUUCGACCAAUCAGAUUCUUCUCUCUUCAAAGAAUGAACGUUCAACAACUACUUCGAAUUCAACUUGUUCUCAAAACCUUUCAGCCCAUGAAGAAGCAAUUCACUCGAAAGUUUAA